This is a messenger RNA of Poecilia reticulata (guppy), 2953 nucleotides long. RefSeq lists its product as uncharacterized. The record is from RefSeq and is a predicted model, not a curated record. NCBI's taxonomy places the organism in Eukaryota, Metazoa, Chordata, Actinopteri, Cyprinodontiformes, Poeciliidae. Gene Ontology annotation, cellular component: nucleus. Gene Ontology annotation, biological process: regulation of gene expression.
GGAUUGAUGCGAUGCAACCCUUGAUAGUUGUGGAAAAUGGUUCUUGGGACAGGGUGGCCGUGUAGAUGCCCGUUUAAAACUCUGUCAUUACGUCAGCAAUCGUUCCUAAACAGACUGUCGGGUUUUUUAAGAUCUGGUUGCGGUUUUUUCGUGCGCAUCAGCCUCUUUAAACACUCCAGCGGAACCUCUUAUGGAGCCUAACAGAAAUGCUCCCGACUGCAGUGUGUGCUGAUCGGCCUGGUUCAUUUUAGAGAUGGCUGCAACCAUGAAGGAAGUGGAUUAUGUCCAUCAGAGCAGCGCUGAAAGUCUGGCUGCAGAAGACAAAGUCCAGAUGAAGCAGCUCAGCGUCCAUCAGGAUGUUGGUAGAAACCAAACAGCUGAUGAUCCACAGCUGUUGGUGAUUAAAGAAGAGCGUCCCUUUGAGUGGAGCUCCAGCGAGGAUGAGCAGGACCCAGAGCUGCUCCACAUAAAGGAGGAAAAUGAGGAAUCAUCGUGGACCAAUCAGGAGGGAGAGCAGCUUUAUGGAGAGGAGGAUCUUGCCAGUUUCCCGUUGAAUGUUAUUGUGAAGAGUGAAGAAGAAGAAGAAGAAGAAGAGGAGGAAUAUCAGUCUUCACAGCUGUAUCUCAGGGAAACUGAACAUAACAGAGAGUCAAAACCUCUGAGUUCCGUUCAGUUUAUAAAAACAGAACCCGAUGAUGGGCCAGAAUUGACGAUAAACCCUGGAGUAAGCGACUACUUUAAGAUAAAAACAGCUGGAAAAGCUUCAGACUCUUCAGAGACUGAAGUCAGUGAUGAGGACAAUCACUGGCAGGAACCGCUACCAGAUUUUGGAGCAGAAAUUAAGCACAAAGAGAGCAGAACACCCAAUUCGGGCGACACAGCCAAGGCCCUGUACAGCUGCUUCGAGUGUGACAAACAAUAUUUCUACAAGCAGUCCCUCCAUAGACACAUGAAGUGUCAUUCCGUCAGCUCGGCUAACACAAACCACUGCAGUGGGCAGGAAAAUGCAGAUUCAGACCCAGCAGUCAGGAAGAAGGAGAGAGUGUUCAUUUGUGACGUCUGUGGGCAUGAAUUUAACCAGAGGACUAAUCUUACCACACACAAGAGAGUCCACACAGGGGAGAAACCAUUCAGGUGUGACGUUUGUGGCAAAAGAUUUAACCAGCGCGGGAAUCUGCGCAACCACAAGCGAAUCCACACCGGAGAGAGGCCGUUCAUAUGCGACUUUUGCGGCGAGAGGUUCAGGAAUCAGGGGAUUCUGCAGGCGCACAUGAGAGUCCACACCGGAGAGAAACCUUUUGUUUGCGGCGUCUGUGGCAGGAAAUUUUCCCGCAAGACGCAUUUCGAGACUCACAUGAGAGUCCACACAGGAGAGAGGCCGUUUGGCUGUGAAAUCUGCGGCAAAGAUUUUCGUCACAAGAUGCAUUACCAGGAGCACAUCCGGGUCCACACCGGAGAGCUGCCGUUCCCCUGUGAGGUUUGCGGGAAAAAAUUUCGACUUCAGUGCAAUUUAAAGAGACACCUGCGAGUUCACACAGGAGAGAAGCCCUUCAGCUGCGACGAGUGCGGGAAAACGUUCAGCUGCAAGUCGCAUCUUAAGCGGCACACCAAGGUCCACACGGGAGUGCGACCCUUCUCCUGCGAGAUUUGCGGGGACACGUUUGCCGAGCCGGGAGCCGUGAAGAGCCACAUCCUGGUCCACACGGGAGAGAAGCCGUUCGAGUGCGACGUUUGCGGAAAAACGUUUAGACAAAAGAGCACACUCACAAGACACAAAGUUGUUCACACGGGAGAGAAACCGCACUCCUGUACACUGUGUGGCGCCAGAUUCACACAGCAGUGUAAUUUAAAGACACACAUGAGGCUCCACACAAGAUAGAGCUAAUUCUUUUCUUGUGGAAUGUGUUUAUACUGUAUGAGGGUCACGUCCUGACCAGAGCUGUAUGUUUACAUUGCUAAUAAUAACAAAUAUUACAAUGUUUUGAUUCAUUUCAGUGAUUCUAUUCAUCUGGAAUGAAUAGAAUCACUGCCCUACAUUGUCCACCAAAUCUCACAGCUGCUCACUAAAGCCACUGAUCCAUUCAACCCAAUUAGCAUUUUCCUGCCUCCUCCUUUAGUCCUAUAGUCUUAGUAUAAGUUGAGACCAAAGGGAAGAAAUCAAAAGUUAGUGAGGAAAACCUUUGAAAAGGAGCAACAUUUGCAUUGAAAUAAGUGACAAAUUGUGUAUUCAAGACUUCGUAAUCUGGUUCAUUUAACAUAUUAACAGUUGCCUUGUGAGGAAUGCUUAUUGUGAAAAACAUUUACUGUAGAAAUAAAAAUCAGCUGACGUAGUACUGUAAAGAAACUGACUUAAUUACUGAUUUGUUUACUGCUCUGCGGUGAAGAACACAAAAUGCUGUUAUUAGUCUUCAGCUGGUAGCUUUUAAAUAAAACAAAAUGUAAUUACAUUAAAAUCCCCACGGGCGGGGUUUUGCUUAACAGGAGGGUUAGUUACACUUCAACAAAAACUCCUCAGAAAAAUGUCUGUAAAUUAAAUUGUUGCCGUCUUUCCCCUCUGACAAACAUAAAAACCUUCUGCAGCAGAAAUGAUUUUCCUGCAAUAAAAAAAGGAUGUUGAUUUUAAUAUUAUGUAUUUUUGUUUGAAAGUGUUACAAAAUGUAAUAAUGUUUUAUUCACAGAUGCAUCUCACUGCAUUACAGAAGGAACGAAGCUUAAAGCGGGUCACUGAAUAUGUGGCUACGUUUCCGUGAAUAAAGCUGUAAUUGGCCUUCAUGUGAGAGAAUAUCCAACUGUUGGCCUUUAUUAGAAACAAGGUCAACAUGUCUAUCUUUUUAUUAUUUCUUCCUUAAAUCAUUGGUAUAUUUCUGUGUGCCUGUAUAACCGUUUGGUACGCGUUUAUGUGAUUUUUGUUUUCUGAAAGUUUUAACAGAAAUGUUUGUCACUGGUAAAAAAA